AUGGCGUUCAAGAGUCUCUCUUUCCCUAUCCUUCUACUCCUCACCCUCUCACUUUUCUCCUCCGGCGCACUUUCCGGCGGCCGCCCCCACCGCCACCGCCACCGCCACCGCAGCCCGUUCGCCGGCGGCGCCUUCCGAUUCCCUGCCCAAACCCCCGCUUCCCACUUCCAUUCCGCCCUCACCCCCCCGUCGACCUCCCACCACGGCGGCUCGUGGUCCCUCCUGCAGUCCUCCAUCGGCGUCUCCGCCAUGCACAUGCAGCUCCUCCACGACAACACCGUCGUCAUCUUCGACCGCACCGACUUCGGCCCAUCAAACCUGUCCCUCCCCGCCGGAAAAUGCAGGGACAACGACGACGCCCUGCCCAUGGACUGCUCCGCCCACUCCCUCCUCUACGACGUCGCCGCCAACACCUACCGCCCCCUCGCCGUCGAGACCAACGUCUGGUGCUCCUCCGGCGCCGUCAACUCCAACGGCACCCUCAUCCAGACCGGCGGGUACAACUCCGGCAACCGCAAGAUCCGCAUCUUCACCCCCUGCUCCGCCGCCGCCGACUGGAUCGAGCUCCCCACCAACCUCACCGUCCAGCGCUGGUACGCCUCCGACCAGAUCCUCCCCGACGACCGCGUCAUCAUCGUCGGCGGCCGCCGCGCCUUCAGCUACGAGUUCUUCCCAAAACAGAGCAAUUUCGCCGGCAGCUCGAAUUCCUCCUCCGACGGCGCCUUCUACUUCCCCUUCCUCAAAGAAACCACCGACCCGAAAGAAGAAAACAAUCUCUACCCCUUUCUCCACCUCCUUCCCGACGGAAACCUCUUCGUCUUCGCCAACCAACGAUCCAUCUCUCUCGAUUACCGCAGAAACAGAGUAAUCAGAGAAUUUCCGGCAAUACCCGGCGAGAAAAGAACUUAUCCGGCAACUGGCUCCUCUGUCAUGCUCCCGCUUAUUCUCUCUCCGGCUGCCGACCCUUCUGUUGAGAUAAUGAUCUGCGGAGGCGCGCGUGGCGGUGCCUACCUCAACGCCUCGCGUGGGAUCUACGUGGCAGCCUCAAAAUCCUGUGGUCGGAUCCGGGUCACAGAUCCCGACCCGGGUUGGAAAAUGGAAUAUAUGCCCAUGGGUCGGGUCAUGCCCGACAUGCUCCUUCUCCCAACCGGCGAUAUCAUAAUUGUAAAUGGGGCAGGUCGCGGGUCGGCCGGGUGGGAAUCCGCAAUUGACCCGAUCCUAAACCCAAUCCUCUACCACCCAUACGAAUCAGAUCCGGCCUCACGAUUCCACGUGCUCCGCCCCACGAAAAUCCCCCGUAUGUACCACUCAUCAGCCAUCCUUCUGCCAGAUGGCAGGAUUCUAGUGGGCGGGAGCAACCCGCACGUGAGGUACAAUUUCACAGGCGUAAAGUACCCCACGGAGCUCAGCCUCGAGGCCUUCUCGCCGCCUUACCUGGCGCCGGCGCUCGCCGGCCUCCGGCCGUCGAUUAUUGUCGUCGAGAGGACGAUUUCGUAUGGGCAGAGGUUUGAGGUCACGUUUGUGAUGGGGAUUUUGUGGCCUGCGGGAGAGUGCGUGGUAACGGCGGCUGCACCCUCGUUCACGACUCACUCGUUCGCCAUGAACCAGCGGCUGCUGGUUUUGAGGGCGGUGGGCGUGGAUCAGCUGUCGGCGUUUGCGUAUAAGGUUACGGUGGAGUCGCCUGUGAGUGGGAAUAUUGCGCCGCCGGGUUAUUAUAUGCUGUUUGUGGUGCAUAGGGGUGUGCCCAGUGAGGGUGUUUGGGUUAGGUUUGGUUGA
Messenger RNA from Striga asiatica, 1776 nucleotides. Lineage: Eukaryota; Viridiplantae; Streptophyta; Magnoliopsida; Lamiales; Orobanchaceae. The record is from the annotation of a GenBank genome assembly.